Molecule: messenger RNA, 2388 nt
Organism: Micropterus salmoides (largemouth bass)
Lineage: Eukaryota; Metazoa; Chordata; Actinopteri; Centrarchiformes; Centrarchidae
Product: renalase-like
Exons: 8
Coding region: 135-1163 (342 amino acids)
Cellular component (GO): extracellular region
Molecular function (GO): oxidoreductase activity, acting on NAD(P)H
Source: RefSeq, a predicted model, not a curated record
GCUGCAGGUCUAACCCCGGGAUAGUUUUUGUUGGUCCAUCAGCUGUUGUUCUUCUGCUGCUGCGGACUGGAGCGGUUUAAACCCGGUUUAUGUGUCCGUGCUAGAGUUGGUCCGGCUGCGGUUCCGAGCUAAACAUGUCCCGGGUUCUGAUAGUCGGAGCGGGCCUGACAGGCAGCCUGUGCGCAUGUAUGCUGAGGAGAGAAAUGCAGAACAAGGUUCAGAUAGUGGUGUGGGACAAAGCCAGGGGCUCCGGCGGCAGGAUGUCCACCACUCGUCCUCCCGACCCGUCGUCUCACUCAGCUGAUCUCGGAGCUCAGUACAUCACGGCUACGCCGGCCUACGCUCAGUCACACCACAGUUUCUACUCGGAGCUGCUGUCCUCCGGCAUCCUGCGGCCUCUCGACUCUCCGGUUGAAGGACUGAAGCAGAUGGACGGCAGCAAGAACUACGUGACGCCACUGGGCAUGUGCAGCGUGGUCAAACACUUCCUGUCUCAGUCAGGAGCUGAUUUGUUCCUCGAGCGUCAUGUGACCGGCCUGUACCGCCGCGGUGCAUCAUGGGAGGUGCAGAGGAAGGCGGGGGGCAGCGAGACGUUUGACGCCGUCAUCCUGACGAUGCCGGUCCCUCAGAUCCUUCAGCUGCAGGGAGACGUGGGACAGCUGCUUUCCGUCCAGCAGAAGCAGCAGUUAGACGGAGUCGUGUACUCGUCUCGUUUUGCCGUCGCUCUCUUCUUCCCUCCUGACGUGGUCUUCAGUUUUCCCUGGGCGGCUCGAUACGUCACUGACAACCCCUGCAUCCGCUACAUCGCUGCAGACUCCCGCAAACGCAACGCAGACGAUCGCGGUCGCGGCCCGUCCCUCGUCGUCCACACCAGCGUCUCGUUCGGCCUUGAGCACCUGGAGAAAGACAAGGAGGACAUCCAGCCAAUCAUCUUACAGGAGCUCCACAAGCUGCUUCCUGGUCUGCCUCAUCCAAUCAGCAUCAAGUGUCAGAAGUGGAGGUACUCCCAGGUGCUGACCUCGGUGCCGGGCUGUCCAGGUCAGAUGACCGUCCUUGAGCGCCCGCUGCUCAUCUGCGGUGGAGACAGCUUCAGCCACUCCAACUUUGACGGCUGCGUGGAGUCUGCACUGAGCAUGCUCAGUAUUCUGAAGGCCUUCCUGUGACGCCGCCGACUUCGACAGGAAGUGACUGUGGACCUGACCUUUACACCGAUCAAUAAUUAAUACAAGUUAACAGUUUAUGAAGCAAUCGAUUACAAAGAAGUGUUUCAGACUUUUUAAAUGACACAUUUCUGACGUUUUCAAGUUUAGGACGGACGUGAUGCGUCUUUAAACUGGACACUAGAGGGUUAACUUGAACCUGGUUCAACUGAGGCCUUCCUGAAAUCUGCCUGAUUUACCUGAGAGCCUAAGCCCCUCCCCUCCCUUUCCUUGAACUGAGUCCUGAAUUACACACGUUUGUCAGUUUAAAAUUAAUUUCACAGUAAAGUCAAAUUUAGUUUUGUGUGAAAACCGCUCAGUGAACUACAUCUCUCGUCUCGCGCAAUAUAUGUCCACCAUGUUAGUGCUGUAAUGCUAAGCUAAUGUUAAUUUUAUGCUUGCUACUAGCUCGUAGCUAACUUUCUAAAGCUAACGUCACUGAAGCUAACUUCCUAGACGUUAGCUUUAAAACGUUAGCUUCAGUGACGUUAGCUUUAGAAAGUUAGCUUCAGUGACAUUAGCAAAAGGAAGCUAGCUUCAGUGACAUUAGCUAUAGGAAGCUAGCUUCAGUGAUUUUAGCUAUAGAAAGCUAGCUUCAGUGACGUUAGCUAUAGGAAGUUAGCUUCAGUGACGUUAGCUUCAGUGACGUUAGCUAUAGUUCAGAUAAUGUCACUGAAGCGAACAGGUGAAGUUAGCUUCAGUGACGUUAGCUAUAGUUCAGAUAAUGUCACUGAAGCUAACAGGUGAAGUUAGCUUCAGUGACGUUAGCUAUAGUUCAGAUAAUGUCACUGAAGCUAACAGGUGACGUUAGCUUCAGUGACGUUAGCUAUAGAAAGUUAGCUUCUUUGAAAGUUAUCUUUCAAACAUUGUGUGUGUAAUUCAACACAAUAAAAAACUUGAAUCCAAACAUGAGUUGCCUUUGGCCGCCAACUAAUGUACAUAUUUAACAAGUUGCCGUGGCAGUCCAUCAGAAGGGGCGGGGCUUAGACUCUCUGUAUAAGGGAGUUCAUUUUAUGAUUUAAGUUCCUCUGAGAACAAACUCAGGUGACAGAAAAUGUUUCUGAACCCUGAAGAGCUCGUUUCACCGUGUACGAGCUGACGCAGCAACACGAGGUCAGCGUGUCUCACCUGGUCACUCACCUGAGGACCCGUCCUGUGUCCUGAUGAAUAAAAGACGCUGCUUCCUCUG